Fulmarus glacialis (Northern fulmar) is the source of this 1532-nucleotide messenger RNA. It is a transcript of the gene RBM15, whose product is annotated as RNA binding motif protein 15. The record is from RefSeq and is a predicted model, not a curated record. The annotation marks the transcript as partial. Lineage: Eukaryota; Metazoa; Chordata; Aves; Procellariiformes; Procellariidae. The transcript is spliced from 2 exons.
GGUGUCGCUGACACUGAGCAUCGGUACCAGCAGCCCUACCUGCAGCCUCUGCCCUUGCCACCCCCUGCUCAUUACGAGCUCGUGGCGGAGGCGGCUGCUUUUGGGGCUCACCGGGGAGCCCCACCUGAUCCUCUUCGGGGGGCCCGGGACAGGACGCCACCGUUACUCUAUAGAGACCGCGACAGAGACCUUUAUCCUGAGACAGAGUGGGUGCCCCCCCCACCCCCUGUACGGGAUAGGAGUAAUCGGGCAGCUGCCUAUGACCCACUGGAAAGCCUGGAGCGCCGCCGGGAUGGUUGGUCCUUGGAGCGGGACCGAGGGGAGAGGGAAUUGGGCAGUAGUAGUAGGGAUCAGCCUAGGAAACGGAGACUGGCGGAGGAUGGAGGCCGGCACUUGGACCGCUCUCCAGACAGUGAGCGCUCCUCUUCCUCCCGGAAGCGUCACUGUUUAGCCACAACCUCUCCACCGGACCGCAGCCCCGAGCUCCUUGGAGGGAGGGAGCGUUACAGUAGUGACCCCGAGCGCUCAUCCUCCCGCUUGCUCCUCUUGGAGCGGCCCUCGCCUGUCCGGGAAUCGCGCAGGGGCAGCCUGGAGCGGGGUCAGAACGAAAAGCGUGACCGCAAGAAUUCCGCCGAACGGGAGCGGAAACAUCGCGCUUCUGCGGCAGCCGCCGCGCAGGAGGGCCAAAAACAGCAGGAUGGAGCGUCGCAGGCCGGGGGAGCCCCCAAGCUGUGCUUGGCUUGGCAGGGGAUGCUUCUGCUGAAGAACAGCAACUUCCCGUCCAAUAUGCAUCUGCUUCAGGGGGACCUCAGCGUUGCCAGCAGUCUCCUCGUGGAGGGAGCAACUGGUGGGAAAGUAGCUCAGCUCAAGAUCACCCAACGUCUUCGUCUGGACCAGCCCAAGCUGGACGAGGUCAAUCGUCGCAUCAAAGUGGCGGGUCCCAACGGCUACGCCAUUCUUUUGGCUGUGCCUGGCGCAUCAGACAACCGCUCAGCAGCUGGAGCUGCCGAGGCCGCUACCACCUCCACCCAGAGGCCACUCAGGAAUCUGGUGUCCUAUCUAAAGCAAAAGCAGGCUGCUGGGGUGAUCAGCCUCCCUGUGGGGGGUAACAAAGACAAGGAGAACAGCGGGGUCCUGCACGCCUUUCCGCCCUGCGAUUUCUCCCAGCAAUUCCUGGACUCCACGGCCAAGGCGUUGGCCAAAUCAGAGGACGACUAUCUGGUCAUGAUCAUUGUCCGUGGGGCGUCCUAAGGCCCUCAUGUUCUCUGUACCCAACCCUGCCUACUCCUCCACACAGCCCCUCCAGCGUGUGCCAGGUGCUAUGGGAUACAGCCUUAGCCAGCCCUGUCAUUAUUUUAAAUUAGAUCUUUGUUUGUAGGUGACUUUCCCUGCCCGUUUUUCUGUUACUACAUUUUUCUAUAAAGUUAGAAGCCAGAAAGGUUGGUUAGCCGUUAGCGUGAAUAGGAUAUUUUGAGAAUCCCCUGUCAGUGGGGAUAGCAGGGAGGCUAGGCCUGCUUUGAUUUACAAAAAAA